AUGUGCUACUAUGGCAGCUACUAUUGUGGCCUGGGCUAUGGCUAUGGUGGCCUAGGCUGUGGCUAUGGCUGUGACUAUGGCUAUGACAGCUCCGGGGGCUAUGGCUAUGGUGGCUAUGGUUAUGGCUGUUGCCACCCCCUCUGCUGUAGAAGAUACUGGUGCUAUGGCUUCUACUGAGGAGUUUCCACAGCUUCACAGCCUGUAGA
Messenger RNA from Cavia porcellus (domestic guinea pig), 206 nucleotides. RefSeq names its product keratin-associated protein 20-2-like. Bases 1 to 177 code for a protein of 58 amino acids. NCBI's taxonomy places the organism in Eukaryota, Metazoa, Chordata, Mammalia, Rodentia, Caviidae. The transcript has a single exon. The record is from RefSeq and is a predicted model, not a curated record.